GCUAGCGCUUUGAGGACGAAUUAUAUGUACAUAAGUACAUAUGUAGUAUGUGUGUACUUAACUAGAAAUUGUAAUCCUACGUAAUUGAUCCUACAAGUAUUGUGAUUAAACUGAUACGAGGGUUGUAUUAUAGAAGAGGUGACAAGUCAAAAGUCAAUAUAAUUACAACAAACAACAAAUUGAGUUUUUUUCCCGGCUCUCUUCUGAAAUCUUGUUUCAUUUUUCUAUACUUAGUCGAAUCGCGAAUAUUCGAUCACUUCGAUUCUUUGGAAUUAGCGGAAAGGUGGUGUUUGAAACUAUGAGGCAGACAUCAAGCCGUUGUAUGGUUAGUUAGUGUUUUAGGAUAAGCUUUUUUAAGGACUUUUGAGUUUCAGGAUUUUCAAAUAAAACUAUUUAUUGAUUUCUAAUGAUAUCGUAAUCGAUACUACUAUAAUAAAACUCUUAGAGUAGAAAUGAAACGUGCUCCAGAUAUCGCGGAGGGAUAGUGUAUCAUGAUACAUAUGUACAUAUAUAAUCAAACAUCCACGGGCUAAUCGCCAGAAGAGCAAAUCAACAUUUGUUUUUAUUGAUAAGACAUCCAAAUCCAUAGAAAUAGCAAAACGCCGACGUGAUUUGCUACAGAGCAAACGCACACCGAACGCUUAAACAGUUCUAGGGAAAGUCUUGAUCGAAUAGCAUCGCAUUCAAACACAAGUAUACUUAUAACAAGUAUUGCCGGCGUAGUUGAUAAUAAUAAUAGGCAUAAACAAUUUAAUACACACAAGUGCUUCUGGUGACUGCCUUCAUACGAUAACCAUGUCAAGUGCUUUAGGUCGUAUACGUCUAAUAACCUUCGACGUCACCAAUACGCUACUGCAGUUUCGUGGCAGUCCUGGGAAACAAUAUGGAGAGAUUGGUGCACUUUUCGGUGUACUCUGUGACAAUGCUGAUCUCGCACAAAAUUUUAAGGCUAAUUGGAACAUAAUGAAUAGAAAAUAUCCAAAUUUCGGACGUAGUUCCCGCAUUAGCUGGCAACAAUGGUGGCAUCAACUUAUUGGGAAUACGUUUUCUGACAGCGGCUCGUUGAUACCCGGAGAGAAAUUAAGUAGCUUGGCAAAUCAUCUGCUUGAACUUUACAAAACAAGUCUUUGUUGGCAGCAUUGCAAUGGAAGUGUGGAUUUACUAAAUUAUUUACGUUUACAACAACAACUCGCUGCAAACCAUAAUGAUAACGACGUUGAUGAUAACCACUGCAGUCAGAAGUCACAAAUAGCUUUAGGCGUUAUAUCAAAUUUUGAUCCUCGCUUAGACACACUCUUGCGUAAUAUGAAAAUUAAGCAUUAUUUUGAUUUUACAAUUAAUUCUUAUGAUAGCAACGUUGAAAAGCCAAGUCCGGAAAUAUUCGAUUUAGCCAUGAAGUUGUCCAAUUUGGAGAACCUAAAACCUGAAGAAUGCUUACAUAUUGGAGAUGGACCUACCACAGAUUAUUUAGCCGCCAAAAAUGUAGGUUGGAAUGCUGCGCUUAUUCACGAGAAAACUAUUAAUUACUUAAUUAAAAACUAUGGCGAUAAAAUAGAGGAUCAAUUUGUUUUCCAAAGUUUAUACGACUUUCAUAAGAAGUUUUCAAAUAAUUUUAUAAACUGGUAAAUAAUUUGUUAAUUUAAUGAAUUAAAUAUAUUACUACCACAUACCAAAAACAAAUGUAUGAACUCAUAUAUAUUAUGGUAAUA
Molecule: messenger RNA, 1709 nt
Organism: Bactrocera tryoni
Lineage: Eukaryota; Metazoa; Arthropoda; Insecta; Diptera; Tephritidae
Gene: Reg-2
Product: rhythmically expressed gene 2 protein
Exons: 4
Coding region: 796-1626 (276 amino acids)
Source: RefSeq, a predicted model, not a curated record